This is a messenger RNA of Mugil cephalus (flathead mullet), 1125 nucleotides long. RefSeq names its product C-X-C motif chemokine 13. NCBI's taxonomy places the organism in Eukaryota, Metazoa, Chordata, Actinopteri, Mugiliformes, Mugilidae. The transcript has 6 exons. Gene Ontology annotation, biological process: immune response. Gene Ontology annotation, molecular function: chemokine activity. The record is from RefSeq and is a predicted model, not a curated record. The coding region runs from base 631 to 954 and encodes 107 amino acids. Gene Ontology annotation, cellular component: extracellular region.
GAUGAGAUGAGUCUCUUAAGUUCAGGAAUGUUUGUCUUUCUCAAGUCUUCAUCAGUGUUCAAGCAUCUUCAUCUUCUCCGUCUUAGCUCAGGUGUGUUUGGGCUCAUUAAUUGGACUCAUGAAAUGCCUUCUUUUGAGCGCAGUCUUUAUUGAUCAGGGAACAUGUGUUGUUUUGAAGCUUCUGCUGGAGCGUUGGAUCCUUCUGAUCUUACUGGCGCUAGAUGCACCGACCUCCACAGAAACCUUCAGCCUCCCUUACCUGAUGCUUAGUCAACAACUUUCUACUGGAAACUUGACGCCACGCUUGCACGAGCUGAUCAGGGUUUACAUGUCGAGUCAGUUAAAUUAGUCUUUCUGAAAGUUAAGUUCACUUUCACUUCAGAGGAUACGAUGCUUGGAACCAUCAGUUACAAAUAUUGGGAUGCUUCCUCCUUGCGGUGGAUGUUUUAUCUCGUUCUGGGGCUUUGCAGUGUAUGAAGCAGAGGGUCGUUCUGAACAGUCGACAGGAGCGCUGUUUGGCUGGAAAGUGGCUACUCAGGUGCUUUAUAAACGCAGACUCUACUCCAUUCACUCUCACAAAUCUUUCUCACAUCCUCAUUGUUGCUGAAAGAUCUAAACAACCGCCAGAAGAUGAACAAGCUGCUGAUCCUGCUGGCUGCCCUGACUUUCUGCUGCUGCAUCACCACUCUGCAUGGGUGCCGCUGCCGCACUGUGGUCAAGACUCGUAUUCCUGCCUAUAUCGUAAAGAAAAUCGAGGUGACCCCCGUGUCGGGACGCUGCCGCUAUGUUGAAGUCCUAAUCUUCACAUGGAGAGGGAGCAAGUUUUGCAUCGACCCAACAGCCAAGUGGUUCCCAGAGUUUAUCCAAACCUUGCAGCAGAAAAAGGCAAAUGUGACCGACUCCAACCCAACCACCCAAGCUACUUCCACGUCUUACAUGGUAACAUCUGAUUAGUUUGUGGCAAAAGUUCAAAUCAAGCAGCAAAUUGACCUUCUGAAAAAGUGUUUACACAAUUGUGCAUCUUUGUCAUUUUUUGAAAUAACCCUGGUUCUGUCAUUAAAAUGUUCUUCUAAGCUAGCAAACGGUUCCAUUGUGAAAUAAAGCUGUUCUGGAGAUUAAAUUUGA